AUGAUCAGACGCGUACGCCCCUGUUGCUUGCGAACCUAUCCCGACAAAAAGCCCAGAUGGUAUUUCUGCAUCGAGCGCACGUCAAAGCGACCGGCGAACCAUGAUCUGGAACGAGGUUGCUGCGGCAAUGACGGAAACCAAGACUUGAAAUUGACUGAGUUUGAAAAGGAUGGUUGGGACGACGUGAAAGCUCGGAUUGAAGCCGACAAACCUACGAUAUUACUUGACCGUAAAGAUGACAAGGAACUUACGGCAAUGUACAUUGAACGAAGCGAAAAAGCCCCACACCGAUUUUUCUACCCAACAACGGAGUGCUGCGCUCAAUUCAGGAAACUGUUGCCAGAUGUGCAGGAAAACUCGCGAGACCAUGUGGUAGCACGAGACGGACGACAUUGGACGGACACUGAUCUCGAGGAAUACAAUAAAACGGUCCAACGCAAUUAUGCAGAGCUCUGCUCACUUUUGGAAUGCCUCGAGAAGAAGAGUGGUUUUGUUGGUCGGUUGCCACAUGUAGCGGCACAUCAACCAAACCCCGGAUUCGUGGAGCGCUACGGGUUCGUAGAGUUUAAUGGUACAUUUUUCACCGUUCUCAGC
Mesorhabditis spiculigera is the source of this 594-nucleotide messenger RNA. Lineage: Eukaryota; Metazoa; Nematoda; Chromadorea; Rhabditida; Rhabditidae. The record is from the annotation of a GenBank genome assembly.